This is a messenger RNA of Amoebophrya sp. A25, 900 nucleotides long. NCBI's taxonomy places the organism in Eukaryota, Dinophyceae, Syndiniales, Amoebophryaceae. The record is from the annotation of a GenBank genome assembly.
UGGCGAUCCUCUUCCUACGUGAACCAAGCAAUCAAUCGUCUUGCUUCGAUCUACGGCAUCAACGCUCGUCGGGCCGUGGGUAUUUUGUCGCGUGUCACUGAGGAGCCCUUCCUUGACGACAGCAUACGAUCGGACGCUAGACACCGAAGGCUUCUACUAACGGGAAAAAGGCUGGGAGUUUAGGAAGACUGCUUGAGACGCCGCGAUGAUGAGCAAGGCAUGAGUCUCACCCAGGACGAUGGAUUAGGGCAAGCGCUAAUCCUCGCCGAUCAAUCGCUAACAUGGUCUAUUUCUUUGUGGUCUUCCUCGUUUUGUACGUAGUCAUCGGCUUUUUAGGCCAUUGGAUGUUUGGCACUAUCGCACCGCAUACUUAAGGCUGGUUUAUUAUCACUCUCUGAACAUGAACUAUGCUGAGUGGACGAGUCCCCCUUGAUUUAAAGGGAAACUGAGGGAGAAAAUACCAGGGGAGCCUACUCAACAAGCAACCAGGGGUAGUAAAAAAGUAAUUACCUGCUGUAUCUCUAACAUACUUUUCGCACGAUUCGCAAAGGGAUGAACAGCCAAUUCGAAAUGAUCAUUGUCGAGUUUCCAUUUGAUGAUGAAAAUAAUAUGAGUGCAGUGAAGUUCAGCAUGUUCUUCGCCUACCUGUUUAUGUUGAGGCUCGAAGGGGUAAUUGUUCAUCCCUGGACUCACCUGGUUACGUCCUUGUAUUACAUCUACAUGCAUCUUGUAAAGUAUUCCUAGGUAUUCAUCCUCAUCUUUGUUGCACUUGCAGUGCACACUGAAAAUCAAGUACUAACCAGCAGAAGCCAAACCGAAAGAUACCUUACAAUGAUGAACUAUGCCUUCAAUUGGCAAGCUCCAAUUUCGUUUGCAGUGAUCGAUUUUUUUACGCUGAUA